AUGGGGGGUGGAAGAGAUGAGCAACCCGCACCACAUUCGGAGCGCGCACAAUGUGGAGGAUGGAGCAGGGCCAAAGUUCAAACAGCUGAAGGGGGUCGAUUCCUCGCAAUCACACGACCCAAUGUGCAAAUGAAGCAGAAGGUGCAGACCAUAUCCGUCAUCCAGCUCUUCGCCUUCGCUGAUGCCAUCGACUGCCUCCUGCUCUUCAUCGGCACGGUGGGGGCUGUCAUCCAUGGGAGGGCUGCAACUUCUGACUGUGUGAAUGAUCAUGAGAUGCCAGAACGUAAUGUACCUUUGCUUUACCGGCCUCGCGGUUUGCAUCGCAUCUUGGGCAGUGCAGAGGUGGCAGCAUGGAUGCAAACAGCCGAGCGACAAGCUGCUCGCAUCCGUGUCCGCUACUUACAAGCCAUUCUGAAGCAAGACGUGAGCUUCUUUGACACCGACGUCCACACGGGUGAAAUAGUUAGUAGCAUCUCCUCCGACACUCUUCACAUUCAAGAUGCGAUUGGCGAGAAGAUGGGAAACUUCGUUCAAUACGCCUGUACCUUCAUUAGCGGCUUCGCUGUUGCGUUCUCCGCAACUUGGAAGCUCUCCCUUGUUACGCUGGGUGUCUUGCCCCCCAUUGCACUCAUUGGGGUGGCUUACGCUGCUUCACUGACUGGGAUCACUUCCAAGAUCAGCAAGCGUAUGCAGAGGCGGGGAGAAUAG
Physcomitrium patens is the source of this 708-nucleotide messenger RNA. NCBI's taxonomy places the organism in Eukaryota, Viridiplantae, Streptophyta, Bryopsida, Funariales, Funariaceae. The record is from RefSeq and is a predicted model, not a curated record.